AGUUGUGUACGUGAUUAAAGUUCGUAAGCAGUUUGUUUCUUGACUCCACACCAUAUCGUAAUAAAAUGUCACGCUUCCAACCUUACCUAACUGAAGCUCAAGAGAAUGACCUACGCCGAAUUGCUCAAGCUAUUUGUGCUCCUGGCAAAGGAAUUCUAGCAGCUGACGAAAGCACAGCCACAAUGGGCAAAAGACUUCAACAGAUCGGCGUUGAAAAUAACGAAGAAAAUCGUCGUCUGUACCGCCAGCUGCUUUUUAGUGCUGAUCACAAACUGGCCGAAAAUAUCUCUGGAGUAAUAUUAUUCGAAGAGACACUUCAUCAAAAGUCAGACGAUGGAAAGACUCUUCCAACUCUACUAGCUGAACGAAAUAUCAUACCAGGAAUAAAGGUUGAUAAAGGUGUUGUUCCACUUGCAGGCACAGACAAUGAGACAACAACUCAGGGUCUUGAUGAUCUUGCUUCACGCUGUGCUGAAUAUUGGAGACUUGGAUGCCGCUUCGCUAAGUGGCGUUGUGUUUUGAAGAUCUCUUCACACACACCUUCUUAUCUAGCUAUGCUCGAAAAUGCUAAUGUACUUGCACGUUACGCUUCCAUCUGUCAGCAGAAUGGUUUGGUACCGAUUGUUGAACCUGAGGUGCUUCCUGAUGGUGAUCAUGAUUUACUAACUGCUCAGAGAGUAACAGAACAAGUUUUGGCAUUCGUGUACAAGGCUUUGGCCGACCAUCAUGUUUACUUAGAAGGAACGCUUUUAAAACCCAAUAUGGUUACCGCUGGACAGGCCUGCAAAAAAGCUUACACACCACAAGAAAAUGCUUUAGCUACUGUGCGAGCUCUUCAGCGCACAGUCCCUCCAGCUGUUCCAGGUAUCACAUUCUUGUCCGGAGGUCAAUCAGAAUUGGACGCUACUAAAAAUCUGAACGAAAUCAACAAGAUUCCGGGACCAAAGCCAUGGGCACUCACUUUUAGUUUUGGUCGUGCUCUGCAGGCUUCAGUCUUAGCCACAUGGAAGGGAAAGAAAGAAAAUGUUCAUGCGGCUCAGGAAGAGCUAUUGAAAUUGGCCAAAGUAAAUAUAUGAGUUUACUUUUGCAUCUGUUUACAUUGGUUUUAAUAAAAUUGUUCGGUUUCGUUCCGCAUUUAAAUUUAUUUACCCUUUUAAAAGAUAGAAGAAACGCUCAAGUCCUAGAGCUACCAACACAUAUAAAUGUUGUCGGGAGUUGAUAUAGAAUUUCAUCAACAUUUUUAAUACCCCUUUCAAUUACGUAACUAGGUGAAUUAUUCAACGUUAACUGCCAAUUUUUUUUGAGGUCGAUAACUUUUUUUGUGGUCUUUAAAACAGGAUACAGGAAAUGCUAUUCUACAAGAGCGCAAAUAAUGCAGAUGACUUCUAAGGGAUUUUUCAUUUGUUAUUACAAUAUUUAAAUACUAACAGACGCCUUCAUAUUUUAACCCUUUUAUUUCUUAUAGAAAAUAAUCCAAAUAAACACGCUUUGUAAAAUAUUCGUUACAAGACAUUUAAGCUUUUUGUAGGUGUGUUUAACAUAUAAUACUUCAAUAUUUUUACCUAUGUUGAAUACCUUAACUAAUAUACGAUUAUCUCAAUCUUUUAGGCAAAUGGCGCUGCUGCUGUUGGCAAAUUUGAAGGAAAUAUGGGAACUACUUUGGGAGACAAAUCAUUGUUCGUUGCUAAUCAUGCUUAUUAAACCACUACAUCAUCCAAAUGUCAUCUAAUUUGAAGCCCCUCGAUAUUUAGCACAACUAGUCGACGUCAUAACUAACUGACUAACAUUUUUAAUAUGAUUUAAGAUUAAACCAACUUUCAGAUCAAUUCUGUUUUAUUUUUAUUUUUGUUCUUAAAUACCGCCAUACAUUACUUUUCUUAAAAACAACAAUAUUUACUGUUGUACUUCAUAGUAUUAGUUGGUUAAUGAGGUCAUAAUAACCAAGUAAAUAUACAUUCUCCCUAAAAAUGACUUUUUCAGUUAUCGAGUGUCUGUAGGAUUUACUUGGAUACAGGAAGUCUGACUGAGACAAUUCAAAAAGAAUAUGGGUUAAUUUAUGUGAUCUAAAAUUCAUGUUUUAUUGGGUCAAUGUCAUGUUCCAUUUGGGACUAGUUAGCUUGAUUUAUCUACUUCCCAGUACUGAUGUUCAUACAAAGACUCAAACCUCAUACCUUUUAAUUCAAACGUCAACAUGUUAUCCGACGAAUUAGUGAGUUCAUUUAACCAAUAGCUUAGAACCGCAAACCCUUAAUAAUGCUUAAAUACUAUUUCUAGCAUAACCAUAUUCAAUAUUAAUGUAGUUCUCACAGAUUGUUUAAAUGAUCCCAGUUGUGUAGAACGUGAUCUAUCUUCAGUGUUGUGUAUAUAUUUUGAAGAAUAAGUGAAAUAAUGACACUAAAGCAUUGAUAAUCCUGUGGAUAAUUUAUUUUUUCAUUUAGUAAGUCUGUGGUUCAUUAUCUAGUUUAAGUUAGAUAUCUCUUGAGGAUUUUUCUGAUUUAGCACCUCAUUACUCAUGAAAAUGUACCAUUAUUGUUCCUUAACAAACUAUCCGACAAUUGAUCAAUCAUCAGCAGUGUACAAUUUGGAACAUAUGCGCAUCGAUUAAUGUUACUACACUAUAUCAGCAUAGUAGAGGCAGAACACAAGAUUAGGCAUGGACAGCAUGGCACCAGAAGAAAGGAUAGGUUCAGAAAAUACAAAGUAUAAGAUAGUGCCAAAAAAUGUGGUAGAAGGGAAGGGAAAGUGUGAAAGCAUCUGCGCUAUUGAGUUCGAUUAAUAACUGAGUUACCCGACGUCUUCAAACAUAGGUUGUGGUUAUUGUGCUAACCAGAACUUGAUAUUAAGUACCUGUUAACUCAGCUUACUCUAGCAGUCAAUGAAUUCAUGAACCGAUACUUCGUUUGACCACUCAGCUUUCUUUUAACCUGCGAUCAGUCAGAAUAUGUAAGAUCAAAUAAAUAACUCAACUAACUUACUGAAGACAUUUAAACAUUGAUUAGUUUUAGUAUUUGUUGUGAACACCAGAAGAGUUAGUCCAUAAAUCACUAAUAUUCAGGAAGAUGUUUCAAACAUUUUGCGUGGAUUUUACUCUAAAUUAUUCAGUUGUAAAGCCGACAGUACGCCAAAUAUGAUACAUUAAACUCUGAAAACAUUGCUGAUAACUCCACGCAAAACUAUCCAAUGGAUCACUUGAUGUAUAUCUGGUGUAUAACACAAACAAGUUACAAUUUUCACUUGGUUGAGUUUAGCAAGAGAUAAACUUCUUAUUGACCGAAGUGAUUGGUAUAAAAUUAUGAGAUACGUGUCGUAAUUGAACAGCUAGAAACGUUCAAAACAUUCUGUUUUUUAAU
Molecule: messenger RNA, 3350 nt
Organism: Schistosoma rodhaini
Lineage: Eukaryota; Metazoa; Platyhelminthes; Trematoda; Strigeidida; Schistosomatidae
Source: the annotation of a GenBank genome assembly